UGGACAAGAGAAAGAAAAUGGACAAUAAGGCAUGAGAAACAAGUGGAAGGAACACCAAAAACGUAGCUAGUUGCAAUUCCAACACCACCUCCUCUUAUCCACACACAGAACAAACCUCUGUUUCUCAAAUGGAGGAACAGCCAUGAAUGCUUCUCUGCUUCUUCCUCCAUCAUCACCAACCUCCACUUCUACCUCCUCACUCUCUUACCCAUACCCACUUCACCAUCCUCCACCUCCAUCUCCGUUUAAGUUCUCCAAAUCCAGCACCACCUUCAUCCUCAACUACACAAACCCCACCUCACACACUGCACCCAUCACUGCACCCGAGCCUCUGGACCACAAGCUGCUAACGCUCCUGCAGCAGAGGAAAACAGAGGAAGCUUGGAUUGCUUACACCCAAUGCACCCAUCUUCCUAAUCCCACGUGUUUAAGCCGUUUGGUCUCUCAACUUUCUUACCACAACACCCUGCCAUCACUCACGCGCGCCCAGUCCAUCCUCACGCGCCUCCGCAAUGAGCGCCAGCUCCACCGUCUCGACGCCAACUCACUCGGCCUGCUUGCCGUCGCAGCUGCAAAAGCUGGUCACACUCUCUACGCCGCCUCCGUCGUCAAGUCCAUGCUCCGGUCCGGCUACCUCCCGCAUGUCAAGGCCUGGAGCGCCGUCGUCAGUAGACUCGCGUCCUCCGGAGACUCGGUUGAGGCACUGGGGCUCUUCCGGGCCGUCACGCGCCGCCUCCGGAAGAUUACUGACCCUGAUGUGGCGGCGGACUCGCGGCCUGACACCGGGGCAUUCAACGCUGUGCUCAAUGCCUGUGCAAAUUCCGGGGAUGGUAAGAUGUUCUUGCAACUGUUUGAUGAAAUGCCUCAGUUUGGUGUUGUGCCUGAUGCGUUGAGUUAUAACAUUGUCAUGAAGCUGUGUUGUAGAAAGGAUAGGAAAGACUUGCUUGUGUUUGUGUUGGAGAGGAUUCUUGAGCAGAAUGUACCUUUGUGUAUGACUACUUUGCAUUCCUUGGUUGCUGCUUAUGUUGAUUUUGGCGAUUUAGAUACGGCUGAGAUAAUAGUUCAGGCAAUGAGGGAGAAGAGGAGAGAUCUUUGUAGGAUACUGAGGGAGUCCAAUUCAGAGUAUAUAGGUGGAAAGAAUGAUUCUGUUUUUCAGAAGUUGCUUCCUAAUUCGAUGAAUCAGAGUGGCAACGGCAAUGGUGGUGGUGUCUAUCAGCCUCCUUUGUUGCCAAAACCAUAUACUCCUAACACUAGAAUUUACACCACUUUAAUGAAAGGUUAUAUGAAGUCAGGGCGAGUUAGUGACACGGUGAGGAUGCUCGAGGCGAUGCGCCGGCAAGAUGAUAGUGCUAGUCACCCUGACCAUGUUUCCUAUACCACUGUGGUUUCGGCGCUUGUGAAGGCGGGUUUUAUGGACCGGGCUCGUCAAGUUCUUGCUGAAAUGACGAGAAUUGGGGUGUCUGCGAACCGGAUAACCUACAACAUUCUCCUCAAGGGUUACUGUAAGCAGCUGCAGAUAGACAAGGCAAGGGAAUUGCUUAGGGAGAUGGCUGAAGAUGCAGAGAUUCAGCCUGAUGUGGUGUCCUAUAAUAUACUUAUUGAUGGGUGUAUAUUGGUUGAUGACAGUGCCGGGGCUCUUUCCUUUUUCAAUGAGAUGAGGGCAAGAGAAAUAGCCCCAACCAAGAUUAGUUACACAACUUUGAUGAAAGCUUUUGCAUUGUCAGGGCAACCAAAGCUAGCUCACAGGGUGUUUGAUGAGAUGGUAAAUGAUCCUCGCGUGAAGGUGGAUUUAAUCGCGUGGAACAUGCUGGUUGAAGGAUAUUGCAGGUUGGGUUUGCUGGAAGAAGCAAAGAAACUGAUUGAAAAACUGAAGGAGAAUGGAUUUCACCCUGAUGUGGGAACUUAUGGCAGUUUUGCCAAUGGGAUUGCAUUAGCAAGAAAACCAGGAGAGGCACUUAUACUUUGGAAUGAAGUGAAGGAGAGGUGGGAGGCAGGAAGGGAUAGGGAAAACUCUGACUCUUCUGUUCCUCCAUUGAAACCUGAUGAGGGGCUUUUGGAUACUCUUGCUGAUAUCUGUGUGAGGGCUGCAUUUUUCAGAAAGGCCUUGGAAAUUGUGGCGUGCAUGGAAGAGAAUGGGAUACCUCCAAAUAAGACCAAGUUUACUAGAAUCUAUGUGGAAAUGCAUUCAAGAAUGUUUACUAGUAAGCAUGCUUCAAGGGCUAGGCAAGACAGGAGAGUGGAGAGGAAAAGGGCAGCUGAGGCUUUUAAGUUUUGGCUGGGUUUGCCUAAUUCUUACUAUGGAAGUGAGUGGCGAUUAGAACCUAUUGAUGGAUAUGGAUCUGGCUCUGAUUCUGAUUCUGUUUAGUUGGUUACCUCUGCUGCAUCAUGGCCUCUUCCAGAACAAACUGCACAACUGGAAAGUAGAAAUCAAUGUACCUUGGAAAAAAAGAGACUAUUUUGCUCUAAAAAUGUCUGUCAUUACAACACAGAGAUGUCUGUGUCAUUACAACAGUUUUUCAAGCAUGUAAACAUAUAGACAAUCUUUUAAGAAAGAGUUUUGAUACUAUACUUAUUUUUCUUUGUCAUCA
Lotus japonicus is the source of this 2588-nucleotide messenger RNA. Its product is annotated as pentatricopeptide repeat-containing protein At3g09650, chloroplastic. Gene Ontology annotation, molecular function: protein binding. The transcript has a single exon. Lineage: Eukaryota; Viridiplantae; Streptophyta; Magnoliopsida; Fabales; Fabaceae. The record is from RefSeq and is a predicted model, not a curated record. Bases 143 to 2365 code for a protein of 740 amino acids.